CGCAGGAAUCUCCUGUGCGCAGCAGAAAAAAGCCUCUGACUUAGUGAGGAAAACCAAAGCGGAGCAGUGGAUCAGUGGAGCAGUGCGCAGAAGACGCGCGGUGCCUCAUCCAACCAGCGCCGUGCAGUCACAUCAGACCGGAGUAAAGAAGGGAUCCGAUGAAGCCACUGCACGUUUAAACCGUUAAAGUGGAGACGCGUCCCAUUCCGUGCAUGCCAUGCUCUCUAUCCUCCCUGCGCAGUGGAACUAAUAUCGCCUGUUAUGACCGAUGAAUUCCGCGAAGUUGGCAGCAUUUGGGAGUGAGGAGUUGGACACGAGUGGGAAAGGAAAUCCAAGUGAAGUGGAUUAUUUCUAAUAACGAUGACUCCUCGGGCUGAUGUUGUGAAGUUUGGCUCCAGCAGAAGGACACUCGGAGAGGAGCGCUGCUGCUGCUGCUGCUGAACACUUUAUCUAAAUAUUUCAGUCCGAUCCUGAUCCCGCUUCCUAACAUCAACUCUGCAAAAAGUUGAGCUUUUAAUGAAACAACCAACAACAAAAACACUGGAUUUACACCGUUUUCCAGCUGAUUUGAAUGAUGCCUGCCUGUUGGACGGCACUUCACUGUCUAUUGGCAUUUCUACACAUCUGUUCAGGGUCUCGUCUUCGUCAGGAAGACUUCCCUCCUCGCAUUGUGGAGCAUCCUUCUGACCUUAUUGUGUCCAAAGGGGAACCAGCCACUCUCAACUGUAAGGCAGAGGGUCGUCCGGCCCCCACGGUGGAAUGGUACAAAGACGGGGAACGCGUCGAGACGGUUCGCGACAACCCCCGCUCGCACCGCAUGCUGCUGCCCAGCGGGUCCCUCUUCUUCCUGCGCAUUGUCCACGGACGCCGGAGCAAACCAGACGAUGGCAGCUAUGUGUGCGUGGCCCGGAACUAUCUGGGCCAGGCGAUCAGUCACAACGCAUCCCUGGAAGUGGCCAUUUUGCGCGAUGACUUCAGACAGAACCCUGUGGAUGUUAUGGUGGCGGUGGGUGAACCUGCGGUGCUGGAGUGUCAACCGCCACGAGGGCACCCUGAACCCACCAUCUCCUGGAGGAGAGAUGGAGUUACUCUAGAUGACAGAGAUGAACGUAUCACAAUCCGCAGUGGUAAGCUGAUGAUCACCAACACCAGGAAGAGCGAUGCAGGGAAAUACAUCUGCGUUGGGACCAACAUGGUGGGGGAGAGGGAGAGCGAAGUCGCUGAACUCACUGUGCUGGAGCGCCCAACCUUUGUAAAGCGGCCUAACAGCGUGGUGGUGUUGGCGGAUGAGAGUGUGGAGUUCCACUGUGUCGUUCAAGGAGACCCUGUUCCCACUACCCGCUGGAGGAAAGACGAUUCUGAACUGCCUAAGGGCAGAUUUGAAAUCCUCGAGGACCAUACUUUGAUUGUUCGCCAAGUGACCUCCUCAGAUGAAGGCUCCUAUACGUGCGUGGUGGAGAACAUGGUUGGGAAGUCGGAAGCAUCCGCCACGCUCACUGUACACGUGCCCCCAGCAUUUGCCAUACGGCCCAGGAACCAGGUGGCAUCAGUGGGCAGAACGGUCACCUUCCGGUGUGAGGCCACCGGAAACCCGCAGCCCGCUAUCUUCUGGCAGAAGGAGGGCAGCGAGAGUCUGCUGUUCUCUUACCAGCCACCACAGCCCUAUAGCCGUCUGUCUGUCUCCCAGAUGGGCAGCCUGACCAUUACUGAUGUUCAGCACUCUGAUGGCGGCAUGUACAGCUGCCAGGCUCUCAACAUCGCUGGCAGUGUUAUUACCAAAGCACUGCUGGAGGUCACAGACUCUGGCACAGACCACCCUCCCCCUGUGAUAAGGCAGGGCCCAGUUAACCAGACUGUUCUUGUGGACAGCACAAUUGUCCUGGGGUGCAAAACAGCUGGCCAUUCAUCUCCUACAGUCCACUGGAAGAGGAACGACGUGCUGUUGACGUCGGUGGACUCCCGCAUAUCCACAACCGACACAGGAUCACUGGAGAUUCGACAAACGAAGCUGGCAGAUACAGGCUUCUACACGUGUGUAGCUUCUAGUCCAAAUGGACAGGCUUCCUGGACGGCAUACUUGCAAGUGGCAGAGUUUGGGGUCCAGGCAGUUCAUCCCACAGACCCUAAUCUGGUUCCUAGCGCUCCAUUUAAACCUGAGGUGACCGACAUCAGCCGCACCUCUGUCAGUCUGUCAUGGAAAACCAACCCCAGUGCUGGAGCAAAGGCUACAUCUUACCUUAUCGAGGCGUUCAGUUAUACAUCAGGCAGCAGAUGGGUGACCGUAGCUGAGCAUGUGAAGACAGAGACCUUUGUCCUGAAGAACCUGAAGCCCGGAGCUGUCUACCUCUUCAUGGUCAGAGCAGUGAAUGCUUACGGCCUCAGCGACCCCAGCCCCAUCUCUGAUGCCGUCAGAACACAGGACAGCACUUCCACCAUGCAGGGUGUGGAUCAUCGUCACAUCGAGAGGGAGCUGGGCGAUGUCGUGAUCCACCUGCACACGCCAGCUGUUCUGUCAUCGUCUGCGGUCAGGCUGCAGUGGAUGGUCGAGCAGCAGUCCCCGUACACCCAGGGUUACAAGGUGCUCUACAGGGCAUCCGCCGCGCACGGCCAGCCCGAGGGUCAGUGGAGCGUCCUGGAUGUACGCAACCCACGGGAGGACGGCGUGGUGAUCAGUCAGCUGAAGAGAGGAGCCAUCUACGAGUUCAAAGUGCGACCGUUCUUCGAUGAGUUCCAGGGAGCCGACAGUGAGGUCAAGGUGGUCAGGACGUUGGAAGAAGCUCCAAGAAGAGCACCCCAGGGUGUUACAGUGACAAAGAGUGACACCAAUGGAACUGCCAUCCUAAUUGCUUGGAAACCGCCUCCAGAUUCAGAAGAGGCAGGAGUCAUCCAGGAGUACAAGAUUUGGUGCCUGGGCAACGAGAGUCGCUACCACGUAAACCAGUCGGUCGACGGCUCCUCCUCCUCCGUGCUCAUCUCCAGUCUAGCACCGGGAAUCCGUUACAGUGUUGAGGUUGCGGCCAGUAACAGUGCAGGACCCGGGGUCAGGAGCGAUGUCACGUUCUUUCAGUUAGACUCGGCGGGGCAGAUGAUGGACAUCAGUGAGGAGAGAGACACCUUCUCUCAGAUCUCAGAUGUGGUGAGGCAGCCAGCCUUUAUUGCUGGCAUUGGCGCCACCUGCUGGUUGGUCCUCAUGAUUUUCAGUGUUUGGCUCUACCGCCACAGAAAGAAGAGAAGCGGCCUGAGCAGCACAUACACCGGGAUCCGCAAAGUUCCAUCAUUCACCUUCACACCGACAGUUGCGUAUCAAAGAGGGGAAUCUGUGUGCAGUGCUGGCAGACCUGGCCUCCUCAGUAUGGGUGAACCUCUGAACCAGCUGUGGCUGCCAGACAAUUGGCCAAAUGCAUGUGCCAAUCACAAGGACUGUAGCAUCAACUGCUGUAAUAAUGGCAAUGGUACCAGUGACAGCAACAUGACAACAUACAGCCGGCCAGCUGACUGCAUCGCCAACUACGGAAACCACGCAGAAAACAAACAGGGCGGCCAGCUCGCUCCCGAGAUGGCCAUCUACAGCGACGUGAACCUCUCCAACAAGCUCAACGAGAUUAAAACCUUCAACAACGCCAACAUGGGCUACGUGAGUCCGGGGGGAGAUUCCGCGGCCAUGUAUGAGCCCAUCCCGUACGCCACCACUCAGCUCAUCCAGGCCAGCAUCAAGAGCAAAGCCUCUACUGGCGGCACGCUCGCGGAGCCUCUGGACAUGCCGUGCUGGAAGCAGCCCCCCAACCCUCCCCCCAUACCGAAGGAGAUGGCAGCACAGAUGCAGUACAACAUAAUGGAGCAAAACAUGUUAAACAAAGAUCACCUGCAGGGAAACGAGGCCAGGGUCCAUCCCAAAACCAUUAGCUAUUGCCAGAGCCGCGAUCACAGCACAGGAGGCUCCCACCACAGCUCAGACAGAGGCAGCAACAGCACCUCAGGGAGUCAGAAUCAAAAGAAGGGAAUGCGGGCCCCAAAGAUGCCAAAACAUAAUGCAGUAAGCUGGGGAGAGGCCCUGUCUGCUCCUCAUGCUAAUGCCUGGGACUGUGAUGAUUAUAGCCUACCCAUGGACAGAAGUUUUGAUGCAGAGGAGAGGAUAGAAACCUGUCCUACGCCACCUGUGCGAGGACCAGCCUCGUCCCCGCCUGAAGUGUCCUUUGGUCACCCACCUAUGACAUCACCACAGGGGGACCUGAAUAGUGACCUGCACAAUGGAGCUGAACACCUGAGCAGCCACCCUGGUCCUCUCUCCCCAACACACACAUACAGCUCCAUCCCCCUCUGCUUGGACACUGAUGAACAGGAGGAGGAUGAGGAGGAGGCAGAGGAGGAGGAGGAGGAGGAGACAGACGCAGAGCUCGCCGACAGCCGGUACAGCCAACACCACAACGGGCAGAAGCACAAACACCAGCUGCACCUCCCCACUCCACACAAGCUGCUCUUCCAUGGCCUGGACCAGACCCCAGCCUCCAGCACUGGGGAUCUGGACAAAUCAGUCACAGGCUCCAUGGUGAACAGCUGGGGCUCAGCAUCUGAGGACAACAUCUCAUCAGGCAGGUCCAGUGUUGUUAGCACCUCAGAAGGAUCCUUCUUUACCGACGGCGAUUUCAACCAGGCGGUGGCCUCUUCACGCGAUAUCGUAGGCCUGCGCAUGUGCAGAUACCCCGAGGAUCCAGGCCAGCGUCCCCAGCGUCCCAGCAGCCCGCUGUCCACAGACAGCAACAUGAGUCCUGCCAUAACACAUAAAAGACCCCGGAGACAUAAACCGAACCAGUGUGGUCAACAAGGCUGCCCACCCAAAGACGUCUUCAAUGAUGACACCUGCAUGCCCCUGAGCUUCUCCAGCCACAUGUCCCAUGGCGACUAUAAAGCGAGGGGGGCCACGCUGCCUCGGAUGGGCUCUGGGGAGGCGCGGGGUCGACGAGGCAGCGCUGGGACUCACAGGGUGAGAGAGGGCACAUUUGAGCAAAGGGAGAGCCAGGACAAGCACAAGAGUCCACUGGGAGGGAAAGGAAGUGGCAAGGGCCGACAGAGCUCAGAAUCUGGGGACAUCCUCCUGUACAGUCGCCCGUCUUUCCCAUCAGGUCAGGCUCAGAGGGAGUCUGACCAUCCCAACCCAUCCACCUUUAUGUCAUGUGGAGACUCGCGGACGAAACAGGGGGGACAGGAUGAAGAGUUUCUGAAAAGCUAAGAGGCGUUUUCAGCAAAUGAGGAAAAUCCUUCAAGUUGCUUCAGAUGAAGGACCUUUACCACGUGGGGGGAAAAAUAAAAAUAAAAAAUACUGCACAAUACAUGCUAUCAUUUUCUACUUCAAAUUUCUCAUUAGGUGUUUGAAAAAGAAAAAAAAAAACAAAGAAAAAAGAAAAAAAAGGUGCUUUCAUGUGUAAGUCUGUGGACUUCAGUUUGAUGCACUGUUUGUUUCUUGUUUGCUUUCUUGGGUGCGCAGCUUCCAGGAGCCCGAGGCACUGGUUGCUCACUGAAGAUGAAGACGAAUGCACAUUCGAUGACUGUCGUGGGUGUCUGCAAAAAUAUUGUCCAUGAGGACCACUCGACGUGGUCCACAUGAUCUUUGCUUGUCAAGUGUCUUGAUAUUUUUCCUGUAAUCGAUAUUCAGUCAUUGCCAGCCAUCCUGUAAACUGUCGAGAUUGUUUACUGCCACAGAAGUGCUUCAAAUUCAAAUUUUAUAGAGCGGUGUUAAUGUUUUAUAAGUGAUGUACAUCUUUGUCUUUGUAUUAUUUUUUUUUUGUCCUACUUUUGGUUAUAAAAGCACAAUCACUUAAUUUUAUUGUAAGUCAUUGUUACACAGAUUUCAGUCUGGAGGAAAUCAGUCGUUUCAUCAGGGUCGGUUUGGGGCCGAGAAAAUGAAUUGUUGAUUGUGGUUGCGCGUUCGGUUGUGUUCGUUAGAGCUGCUUUCAUUCCGAUUUGAACUAUCUGUUGUUUGUACUGAAGAGAUUUGCAUGCGGAUUCACCUGUAGGAGGUUUUUACUUCACACCUUAACUGCUUUGUUCAAGCCACCUCUGGGAUGAUGAAAAUUCUGGUCAUGGACUGGUUCCAUUUAUCAUUUCUCACCAACGCGUCAAUUUCUUGUUAAAAACUUUGUGUUCCCUUGACUCUGGGCAUAACUUUUGGAGCAGGGCUGGACAAUGCACCAUACAUAUUGAAUUACUCACUAUGAAUUCUUUCAAUAAAUAAAAUUGCCUGGAUUAAAGUGAGAACAGCUACAAAAAAAGAACCUACAACCAGUUUUCCUGUACAGUGCAGACUAUAGGUCCAAAUCCAUCAACUGGACACAUACCAGAUAUUAGCCAGUAUAACUGGCACUGUUUUUUAAAAUAUAUAAAUGUGUAUAUUAUUGUUUAUUUAUCUUUGCAUAGUUGCAUUUACAUUGUGAUAUAGAUUUUGGUCACAUUGUCCUGCCCUGUUCUGCAGGUUAUACAGCAUAUGGAACACAUAUGUCACUUUAACUACUCUGUUUAAAUAAAUAUUGCUGUUCAAUAAC
This is a messenger RNA of Solea solea (common sole), 6536 nucleotides long. Its product is annotated as roundabout homolog 1-like. Gene Ontology annotation, molecular function: protein binding. Bases 572 to 5227 code for a protein of 1551 amino acids. The record is from RefSeq and is a predicted model, not a curated record. The transcript is spliced from 29 exons. Lineage: Eukaryota; Metazoa; Chordata; Actinopteri; Pleuronectiformes; Soleidae.